This is a messenger RNA of Poecilia reticulata (guppy), 1240 nucleotides long. RefSeq names its product granzyme G-like. Lineage: Eukaryota; Metazoa; Chordata; Actinopteri; Cyprinodontiformes; Poeciliidae. Gene Ontology annotation, biological process: proteolysis. Gene Ontology annotation, molecular function: serine-type endopeptidase activity. The record is from RefSeq and is a predicted model, not a curated record.
CCUCAACGUCUCAGACUGUGAUCUCACCAUGUUCAUCUACUCUGACUUUGCAGCGCUGGUGCUUGUGCUUACUUUUCAUAGUCAAGCUCAUGCAGGUAAAAUCAUUGGUGGCCAUGAGGCUGCAGCUCACAGCAGGCCGUACAUGGCGCUUUUGACUUGCCACAGUGCCAAUGGUAACACAAACCACUGUGGUGGGUUCCUGCUGAGUGAAUAUUUUGUGAUGACUGCGGCCCACUGCAAAGCCAAGACUUAUGAAGUUUGUCUUGGGGUGCACAAUUUCGCCAGCCAAAAUAAGUUAUGUUUGCCUGUGGAGAAAAGUUUUCCACAUGAGAAAUACGAGAACAUAACUUACACAAAUGACAUCAUGCUUCUGAAGUUGUCUACCAAAGCUGUUUUCGACAAUAAUGUGCAGCCUAUUGUCCUGGCAGACGUGUGUGACGACACACUUCCCAAAAAAUGUCUGGUUUCUGGUUGGGGUAAAACAAGCAAGGACAGUGUGUGGCUGUCUUCUAAACUCGGAGAAGUCAACGUGACGCUCACUGAUGACGAUCUCUGUGCUGACAAAAAUGCGUACUGCUCUAAAGGGGAGAAGGGACCGAGUGAGGGAGACUCUGGUGGUCCGUUAGUCUGUGAAGAUGGAAAAGCCUUUGGAGUGAUCUCAGCAAAUGACCCUGUUCUUAAACGGGCCAAGUACACCAAGAUACGUAACUACAGAGAAUGGAUUGAUGAUAUUAUGAAACAUAACUGAUUAAAUACUGUUUAAUCAGUUAUUUUUCAACAACAUAAGACUGAAUUCAAAUGAAUGACAGUUUUGUGUAGCUUCUUGCUAAUUGGAAUCAGAAGAUAGUUUUUUUAUUUUUCAUUUUGCUUGUAUUCCUUAAUAAAAUAAAGCUUUCUGCUUUUUUUUCUACAGCAAACUAUUAAAUAGCCAAGCAAUAUGAUGCCCUUUGACCUGCUGUAAAAAACAUUUCCUUCCUUUCCAUAUUGUAACUCUUACUAUCAUUUAGUUUCAUAAAAAUAACUCGGUGCUCUGAUGGGUUUCCUUACAUAGAAAAUGUUUAAUCUAUUUUUAAUAGUUAAUUGUUCAUACUGUACUGUUUGAUAAGUAGGAUCAAUUGGAAUGUUUACGUGACUGAAUAUAUAUAUUUUUGUAAAGUGCCUUGAGAUGACAUUUGUUGUGAAUUGGUACUCUAUAAAUAAAAUGAAUUUAAUUAAAUUCAUGUAUGUUGAAACUAGGUAA